CAGAAUUGCUGGAGGUAGAGCUCUUUCACUGGGCAGCUUUGUGAUCUGCAAUAUGAGAAACUUCUAGUUUGAUGAUGGAAGCUGAAAAGAUUACAGUGAACAGGGACGACCUUGACUUGCAUGAUUUGUACGAGAACUUUUAUAAUUAUUCAUGGAACGACUCUGAUGAUGGUUGUUGUGAGGGGGAUGAUAUUUGUGACCGAACUGAUGGUGUGAAUUUUGAAGCGGUGUUCAUACCAGUUCUGUACUCUGUGGUGUUUGUUGUUGGUUUACUGGGACACGGACUGCUGUUGGGAAUACUGGCUCGGAGUAGGAAAACCUGGAGUGUGACAGAUACCUUCAUCCUCCACCUGGGAGUGGCAGAUGUCCUGAUGCUGGUGACGCUGCCCAUCUGGGCUGCACAGUAUGGGCAAAGUGAUGGAUGGACAUUUGGUACUCCCCUGUGCAAGAUCAGUGGAAGUGUUUUUACAAUGAACUUCUACUGUGGGAUCUUUCUCCUGGCCUGCAUCAGUCUGGAUCGCUACCUGUCCAUCGUCCACGCCACCCAGAUGUACUCCAGAAAGAAGCCUUGGGUUGUUCAUGCCAGCUGCUUGAUGGUUUGGUUCUUUUCCCUGCUCCUUUCUAUCACUGACUGGAUCUUUCUAGAAGAUGUGUUUGAUGACAGACGAGGCAGAAGAGAGUGUAUUCACAACUAUCGCAAAAUUAAUGAAACAGCAGAAGAUUCUUGGAAGUUGGCAUCUCGCCUGAUUUAUCACAUAAUGGGUUUUCUGCUUCCUUCAGUUGUCAUGAUUGUCUGCUACUCCUGCAUCCUGCAUCAGCUGAGGUGUGGAACUCAAAACCUUAAAAAGCAGAAAGCUUUCAAGGUCAUCGUGGCUGUGGUUGUGGUUUUCUUUCUCUGCUGGACGCCGUACAACAUCACGCUCUUGGUGGAAACGUUUCAUUUUGACAACAGCAUUGAAACUUGUUCAGUCACAAUAUUGCUGGAGAAAGCUAAGACAGUGACCAUGACUGUGGGUUUCAUUCACUGCUGUCUUAAUCCAGUCCUGUAUGCUUUUAUGGGUGUGAAGUUCCGGCAUCAGCUCUUGGGCAUCCUCAGGUGUCUGGGCUGCAAGGUGGAAAGUGCCAAACUCCAAUCUGCUGUCAGGAACAGGAAAAGCUCCAUUUGGUCUGAGUCUGCCGACACCUCCAACUCUAUCGCUAUCUGAGAAAGACAAAAACAGCAAAUCUGAACAAGUUUACAAAUUGACCCAAAUUGACAUGAAGUGAAAAACAUGAACAUCCCUAUUUGCAAUGUGCGUUUCUGUAUUUUGUUGUUAGAUUACUGAAACAGGCAGUGGUUGUGCUGUUUUCCGUAGUUUUUGGUGCAUCAAUGGUUGAAUGUGAAGAGACAGAAAUAAUUUUGUCUAUCUGAGACUCACACCUGCAUUUGUUGGCAGCUUAUAAUAUUUCUUCUUUUGAUUGCAGUGCAGUACUGUACCAUAAAUAAGUCAGGACAGCAUGAGAACUAUUAGUGUGAAGAGCUACUAUUUUCUCUUAAAAGGUUUCAAACAGCAUGCGUUCUAUGCCUUGUUUUAUUUAUUUUUUUGUGAAAUGUUUUCUUUAAACAUAAACAGGUCUGUUUUCAGUACUACAGUACUGUCAUGAUCUGGGUCUGUGAGUCAUGUUUUCAUUUUUUUGGACCUUCUAAUUUUGUUAUUUAAUGUCUCCUUGAUUAUUAGUUUGUGAUGGGAUAUUGUACCAUUUUGGGUUUCAUGUGCAGCCUCAGACCUCAGACCUUGGUUACCCGAGUUAUGUUCUUGCUUACAGUUUAUUGCAUUUCCUGAGUCCCUGUGGUUCGUCUUGUUGUCAAGUGUGCGUUUGUGUCAUGUUUAGGCAGUUCCUCUAUCGUUUUGUCAGUCUUGUCUCUUGUGCAUUGUGUUCAGCGUUGCUUCCCUUGUUUCAUUAGUUUAUUCAGUUCACCUGUUUGCUCCAGUAUUGUCCUCUUUCCCUAAUCACCCUGCAUGUGUAUUUAAGCCCUCAGUUUUCCCUCGUUCCCCUUGUUGUGUUGUUAUCUCAUUGCUGUGUGUCUCGCUGCCUUGUGUUUACAUGCUACUCUCUAGUUCCU
Molecule: messenger RNA, 2104 nt
Organism: Archocentrus centrarchus (flier cichlid)
Lineage: Eukaryota; Metazoa; Chordata; Actinopteri; Cichliformes; Cichlidae
Product: C-X-C chemokine receptor type 3-like
Exons: 3
Coding region: 72-1205 (377 amino acids)
Biological process (GO): calcium-mediated signaling; cell chemotaxis; positive regulation of cytosolic calcium ion concentration
Cellular component (GO): external side of plasma membrane; membrane
Molecular function (GO): C-C chemokine receptor activity; C-X-C chemokine receptor activity; C-C chemokine binding
Source: RefSeq, a predicted model, not a curated record